AUCUUUAUUCCCAAGAAGCAUCGGCAGCGUUUUGACCAUGUCGUGUCCCAAAGUCUCAUCAGCAAGAUCUGUCGAUCCAGGACUGAGCGCAGCAACCGUCUCCGAAGAAGCCGCAGUGAGGACCAUCAUGAGAGGCUGUUGGUGUCUACAAGGGCAGCACAAAUGCCACACUGCCAGGAUGAGUUGGGCAGGGGACUGAAGAAGAGCACUUCUCUAAUAGCUGGCAGCGUGGGCACAGGAAAGCCACAUAGGACAGUGAGGGUGUGCAAAGGAAGCAGCAGCUUCGGAUUCACUCUUCGGGGAAAUGCCCCUGUGUGGAUUGAAUCUAUUGUGCCAGGCAGCCCUGCAGAUGUGGCCGGUCUCCGACCUGGAGAUAGAAUCUUGUUCUUGAAUGGCUUGGACAUGAGGAACUGCAGUCAUGAGAAGGUGGUCUGCAUGUUGCAGGGGAGUGGGGCCAUGCCUACCUUAGUGGUGGAAGAGGGGAGCAUAUCUUACUGCACAGACUCAGAUUCGGAGACCACUAUACCAACAUCUGCUCUCACUUCACUCCAGUGGGUGGCGGAGAUCCUUCCCUCCAACAUUCGCAUCCAGGGACGCAGCUUUAGCCAACAGCUGGAACACCUACUGACUCCCACCGAGCGUUAUACAGUCUGCAAAGGCCUAGAAAGCUUCUUCCAGCACAGGAACAUUGACACCCUGAUAGUGGACAUAUACCCCGUCCUGGACACUCCGGCCAAGCAAAUCAUCUGGCAGUUCAUCUUCCAGCUGCUGACCUAUGAAGAGCAAGAGCACUGCCAACACAAAAUCGCUCGCUCGCUUCCUGGGCUACAAGGCAGCUGCCGUGGAUGCAGAUAAAGUGGCACCACAUCGGGGCUCCGUCCAUGGACAGGCAACAUAUCAAGGGAGCAUAAGAGCUGCUGAGGAAGCAAAAACAGUAACACAGUGUGACUCAAUGGAAGUUGCUCCUCGAGUGGUCCAUGGAGAACGACAAGCAGGAGAUGGGACAUCUUUACCAGAGACUCCUAACCCCAAAAUGAUGUCAGCAGUUUAUGCCGAGCUGGAAAAUCGUUUUAUCAACAGUUA
Messenger RNA from Staurois parvus, 1083 nucleotides. Lineage: Eukaryota; Metazoa; Chordata; Amphibia; Anura; Ranidae. The record is from the annotation of a GenBank genome assembly.